This is a messenger RNA of Lentinula edodes (shiitake mushroom), 396 nucleotides long. RefSeq lists its product as uncharacterized. The record is from RefSeq and is a predicted model, not a curated record. The transcript has 3 exons. Bases 1 to 396 code for a protein of 131 amino acids. NCBI's taxonomy places the organism in Eukaryota, Fungi, Basidiomycota, Agaricomycetes, Agaricales, Omphalotaceae.
AUGUCAACUGUUUGUUACACUAGACAAUGGAUUGCUCCUUUGGAUGUUCAACAACCCAAACCUCCUUAUAAUCCUCAGAUUUUAGCUUUACUUUAUGCUUUUCCACCCCCUACUGUCGAACUGUUACUGCUUUGUCCCAAAGGUGGAAUCAGAUUGAGAUGGGUCAAGGCCCACAAGAAUAACCAAGACCAAGUUAUCCUUUAUCAUGAAUAUUUCAUCAAUCAUGACUUCCUCUUGGUUGGCUUUGAGGAAUAUCUCCAAGAUAUUUUUUCUGUUCAACUUUUCAACUUCCCUUUAUGGUUCCUUGAACUUUUUCAACAAUUGGAUGAUGAAGAAAACCAGGUUGAUGUUCUUCCAUUCCCCAGGGUUAUAUACAAGUUUCGAAAACGGCGGUAG